AUGAAGAUGAGCGUCUCGAACAUCCAAGACGGCGGUCACCACGACUUUGCCAACUUAUUCGACAUGAUUUCCUCCCCAUUGUUCGACGGGCCCUGCUUCUCCAGCACCAACACAGAAGCCUUGCCAUCCACCAGUCCGCUCGCUACAUCCGCUCAAGUCACGCUGUCCACACCUCUCGGGGUAGCAUCUUGCAACACUGUAGCCUCGACCCCUCUCGAACGUUCAUCAUCAGUGUCGAGCAAGCGAAAGCAUUCUGAAGUGGAACGAGAUCGACGGAGAAGCAUUUCCGAUGGUUUUGCGGUGAGUGUCCCUCUACUUCAAUCGAGCAGACUCCCGUCGCUGACUGACCUGCUUUGUGGCCCGCAAAACCCAAAGUCGUUGCAAAAUGUGCUGCACAACGACGACGACUGUCAAGCGAAGCCCAUCUCCAAGUCGGUGUUGCUAAAACAGGCGUGCGACGAAAUCAGGGAGCUGCGAAGAAAGCUCGACGCCAGCACCGCUAUCAUUUCAAGGCUCAGGCUCGAGGAUGUUUUGCCGAUCUCCAGGAGUAGGUUGUCGCCGCGUGGAUCGGAAGGGAAAACAUCUCCAAAGAGCGAAGCUAGCAUUCCGAGAACCAGAACUUUACACGAUGAUCGCGCGGACAAGCGAUCUAAAGACGGCGACGAUUGCAGCAGCGUAGCCCCAAGCGAUGGUGGAUCCGAUUCGAGCAAGAGCGAUAGCGAUUUCGCCGAUUAUCAAUCGAAAAGUCCCAGGGUCAGGGCUAGACCAAAAAAUCGAGAAGAAGCAAGGCCGCAUAGGAAAGGUCGCAGGCCUCUAGCAUGCUCUGACUCAAGCACAUCGAGCAUCUGUCCAUCGCCUUCGCGCAACGCCGCAGAGCUUCAACAGGCGAUCCUAUCGCUGCUUCUUGAGCUUCCUCAUCGGAUGGAGGAGCGCGAAGGCGAUGAGCAAGCGACUGUCCAAGUGAGAAACAAGAAACGUCGUCGCUAG
Messenger RNA from Pseudozyma hubeiensis SY62, 987 nucleotides. RefSeq lists its product as hypothetical. Bases 1 to 987 code for a protein of 328 amino acids. NCBI's taxonomy places the organism in Eukaryota, Fungi, Basidiomycota, Ustilaginomycetes, Ustilaginales, Ustilaginaceae. The transcript has a single exon. The record is from RefSeq and is a predicted model, not a curated record. Gene Ontology annotation, molecular function: protein dimerization activity.